AUGUCCAAAGUAACGCUCGCUCUCGUUGCCGCAGGCGGCGCCGCGUUCGGAGCCGCAACAACAGCCGCCCUGUUUCCGCGCAAGACGGCGAGCCCGGUCAACACUCCCGCCGCCGUGCCAUUUCCCCCUCCUGCCAACGCGCCCUUGGCUGUAGGCAAGCCCGCGGGUGUCCAGGAAGCUCUGGCUGCUGCUGCUAGACCAGUCGAUCCCAAUGGACUCUACCAAUAUGGAUUCCCUGGCCCUGUGUCCGACUUGAGAGCCGCCGCGUCCUUGACCUCCGCGUACGAUCGUAGAACGAGAAACCCUGCCUGGGUCGUCGAGCACAUCACUCCUGCUUCUCUCAAGAACAGCAAUGCAGACCGCAAGCACUCUGUCUUUGUCGAGGACGAAGGCAUCCCCGAGAAGUUCCGUGCUAAGCUGAAGGACUACUUCCGCAGUGGCUACGACAGAGGCCACCAGGUUCCUGCUGCCGAUGCCAAGUGGUCGCAGCAAGCCAUGGACGAUACCUUUGCGCUGAGCAACAUGUGCCCUCAGGUUGGCGAGGGCUUCAACAGAGACUACUGGGCUCACUUUGAGGACUUUUGCCGUCGUCUCACUGGACGUUACCCUUCGGUCCGCAUUGUGACUGGACCUCUGUAUCUCCCGAAGAAGGAGGCAGAUGGAAAGUGGAGAGUGAGCUACGAGGUCAUUGGCAACCCUCCCAAUGUUGCUGUUCCUACACAUUUCUACAAGGUCAUCUUUGCCGAGGAUGGGAAGAUUGGCGGUAAUGUCGCACUGGGUGCUUUUGUCUUGCCCAACGCUAGAAUCGCAAACGACAAGCCCCUGCAGGACUUUGAGGUGCCUCUUGAGGCUGUAGAGAGAGCAUCCGGCCUCGAAUUCGCAAACCUCCUGCCUCCGGCUCAGAGAAAGUCGCUGUGCAAGGAGAUCAAGUGCUCCAUCAUUGUCAAGGAUUACUCGCAGAGACAAAAGACAUUGGCCAAUCCUCCCCCGCCUCCAAAGGCAAACUUAUGA
Molecule: messenger RNA, 1011 nt
Organism: Aureobasidium subglaciale EXF-2481
Lineage: Eukaryota; Fungi; Ascomycota; Dothideomycetes; Dothideales; Saccotheciaceae
Exons: 2
Coding region: 1-1011 (336 amino acids)
Biological process (GO): apoptotic DNA fragmentation
Cellular component (GO): nucleus; mitochondrial inner membrane
Molecular function (GO): RNA endonuclease activity; nucleic acid binding; metal ion binding
Source: RefSeq, a predicted model, not a curated record